Hyalella azteca is the source of this 3103-nucleotide messenger RNA. RefSeq lists its product as uncharacterized. The transcript has 15 exons. The record is from RefSeq and is a predicted model, not a curated record. NCBI's taxonomy places the organism in Eukaryota, Metazoa, Arthropoda, Malacostraca, Amphipoda, Hyalellidae. Bases 38 to 2677 code for a protein of 879 amino acids.
CUACAAAAUAUCAGUUGAAGUAGUUACAGAAUGAACCAUGGCAGUUAGGCAGCUUGCUGUUCAAAAGCAUAGUUUGCCUACACCAAAAUCAGGCAAGCAGGACACGUGGUGUGCACUCUUCCCAAAGGAUGUUAAAACUGAACAGAAAAGUUUGCAGUUUGUGAAGAAACUUCUUGCUGUGGGCAUUUCAACUCUCACAUAUUUGCGAAACCUUUUUCCUGAGACAGCCUACAGAGAUCAGAAUUGUGAGGGCCUUGAUCUGAAGAUCUUGAUAACGGAUACAGAUCCGGAUGUAGCUCCUCUCAUCGACUGGAUCAGUGGAGCUUUUGAUGCCGUAGAUAAGAAAUAUCUUCGUCAACUGACACUUGCAAUCUCCUGCAACAAGAAUCCUGAUGACCCAGUGCUGGAAGAGUACUCCUUCUUCUUCACAUAUGGAGAUGAUGGAUCUGCAUCAUUGAAUGCUAUCUCUUCCUCCAACAUCAAAACAACUUGCGAUGGAAGAUCUGGCAAAAAAUUCUCCAAGCAUGAGGUUCGCAUGUGCACGAAAAAGUUACUCCGAUCCAUCAUUAUUCUAACUCAGACUAUGCCUUUGCUGCCCAAGAAAGUCUAUAUGACCAUGCGAAUUCUAUACUACGAUGAAGUCACUCCUGCCGACUACGAACCCCAGGGCUUCCGUAGCACCACCAUCAGCAGCUAUAGUUUCCCGUUCGAACCUGCCGUCUUCACGAUGGGUAAAGUGAGCACUGGACACCACUCUCUGACUGUGAAAUUGCGCGUUGCCGACGAGCAAUUUCCUGGUGACCCUUCCCAAUCUCAGGAUACAGGGAGUAGCCAAGAAGCUGCCGAUGGACCAGCUGCAAUUUUUGCGGUUGUUGCUGCUGUGCCAGACUCGAAUCAUCUCACCACAGUUACAACUACCAUAACUGCUUCGCCUGCUGCUGUUGCAGCUGCUUCUUCUUUGCCUGCUGCUUCGCCUUCGUCUGCUGCUAUUCCUUUGUCUUCUGCUUCUCCUUUCCCUGCUGCUGUUCUUUCUACGGAUGCGGCGGUGCAGUUGGAAUCGCCAGGUGACCCGAACGCUACCAGCACGCCUCUGUUGUCGUCUUGCUUGUCGCUGCCUUCUUUAGUAGACAACCCUCGUCUUGAUGCGGAAAUCUUGGCAACUGCCUCUGUUGGUUGUACAUCAAUCGCGCCACCCGACGUUAGUUUGAACGCAAACAGAGAAGUUAGCACCAACGACGAAACUAUUGGAAUAUCGAUUGCUGGACGAGAAAAUAUGAAUUUGAAUAGUUCUGUCAUUUUGAUGGACAUUGGACCAUCAGUUGAAACAAAUAACGGGCCACGUGCAAUGGAAGAUGAUGAUUCAGAUUGUAUCGUGGUUUCUGGAGGCUACGAUCGGAAUAUUAGAAAACAAAGCCAGGAUUUUGAAACAAAUGCGGAUGGAAACUUCAGGCGUUCGACGGGUCUCCGUCGGUGCAAGAGCAACUUUUGGACCAGCCCUCUCUCUUUGGUGCCGUGUCUCAGCAAGGAGAAGCCUCUUAAUGUUCCCAAAGGAUCACAGGAACAACAAGUACCGUGCGUUGUCACCGACUCGAACGCCGGCUCCUCAGCCACCAAACAGAAUGCUCCUCUUGACGAUGGUGGCUGUUCUUCUACUUUGAGCGAGUUUGCGGUCAAACUCGAACAUCCUCAAGCGGCGACAAUCCAAGAUGUAAAAACUAUUGACCUUGUCGAAAACGACUUCAGAACCGGAAGUCCAAUGACAUCUGGUGAAGUAGAGCUGAACAAAGUUCAACAACAACUCCCCAAUAAAAGGGAGCUUGGUGAAGGCGAUGAGACGCCACUGCUUUUCUCUCUUACUUCAGAGGAAAUUGGGGAGCCGUUAGAUUCGAAGGAAGGUGUCAAGUGCUCCGAGUCGCCGAUCUUAAACGAAAAUUUAUCAGCCUCUGUCACCCCGUACCACACUCCCUCUCUGAAAGCCCCCGGAUCUGCGUGUUCGGCAGUGUCGCAGUGCAGCAUCCGCAGCGUCUCUGUUGCACUCGCUCCUAGCCAGCCCAGUCCAGGCUAUCCAGUCCGCUGUGCCUGUCUCGCCAACGUCGAUCAUGGCCUCAUGAUCCUUUGCGAUGUUUGCGGCAACUGGCAACAUGGCGCGUGUUUCGGUAUCAUACGCGCUGAAGAUGCUCCAGAACGACACGUCUGCCAACUGUGCUCUGAUCCGCCUGAUCUAUGCACUGACCCACGCUUGUGCUACUUGUCCAGCGUGAAGCUGGAAGAGACGUGUUUGUUUCGACGCUGCGUAGCCAUGCUGCGAACGACCGACGUCAACGCCAACACGGAGCUGAGCACCGUCGCGCUGGCGCACAGCCUGCAGUGCGAUAUCUCGAAGGCAACUUUUGUCGUGGAGCAGCUCAUAAACGCUGGUGUGCUCAGCACAGUUAGGAACUCUGCCAGGCGCAGCUCGGCCAAAAAGUUAAUUGUGAACACAGAAACGCUGGAGAAUGAGGCGGUGCCUAAGUUCUUCGGGAAGCGGAGCUCCCAAAGAUUGGAAAGCGAGGAACCAUUACCUGUCGAAGAAUCGGCAACAGCAGGGACUUCUCAAGAAUGGGCGCCGCGGCCAAAGAAGAUUAAAGCAUCCAUGUCGACAACGGUGAUGGAAAAAACCCCUCAAGCCAAGCGAUAGAAAAGAAAUUUGCAACAUGAGUGCUGCUGAUUGAUAGAACGGAUUAAUAUGUUGAAAUCAUAGGUUGAAGGUUUUGUUACAGGAAUCUCUUAAGACUGAUAUCAAGAGGAAGCUUAUAUUAUUUUACAAAGGAAGUGAUCUUAUUUUAUUUGAUAACGUAGAGAUAAUAAACGCGGCUUUGAGUUAUCAAAGAAUAGACUUUAAAAUAUCGUAGAUUUAGCAUAACUAUAAUGAAUAAACUAUUCACUAUAUAUAAGUGAAAGAAAAGACUUCGUGAUCUGCAAACGUUUUAUAUUAAUAGUCAAGUAUGUUACUAGAGUCGAUAGAAAGUAAGGACGCCAUUAUUACUAUUAGAUUUAAACAUGCUGGUUUUUGAACAUUUUAUUGUUAGCAUUUGAACAUUCUAUAGUACAUUCAUUUUUAAGC